Molecule: messenger RNA, 663 nt
Organism: Parnassius apollo (apollo)
Lineage: Eukaryota; Metazoa; Arthropoda; Insecta; Lepidoptera; Papilionidae
Source: the annotation of a GenBank genome assembly
AUGGGUUCGGGCGCUAUCAUAGUUUACGAUUUGAGGAACGACAUGACUUGGCGCAUCGAAAGCCCCCUUUUUCAACACCAGCAAAUUGCAAGUGUCUACAAAAUAGGGGGUGUCGAGUUCUUCUGGAACGAUGGAGUAUCUUCCGUCGCCCUGUCGCAGAAGAAACGUGAAGGGUACCGGGAUCUAUAUUGUCAUUCGACCUCGAGUACAAAGCUGUUGAGAAUUUCAACAAAAUUGCUGCGAAACCCGUAUGUUAAUCCAGAGGAGAUACGUAACGGAAUAAAAAUCGUAGGCGAACAAGGAUCUCAGUCUACAGCGUGCGACUACGAUGCUGGCACCAACGUGUUGUUCUUUACGCAGUUAAGUAAAAAUGGCGUCGGGUGUUGGAAUCUGGACCGAAAGUUCACUGAGGAGAACACCCCACUACUCGUCAGCGACUGCAAUGUCCUUGAGUACCCUAACGACAUCAAGGUGGACCCCGACGGCAAUGUAUGGAUUUUGAGCGACCGACAGUCGCGUUUCCUAUAUGACCAGAUGAACUUUGAGCAGACGAACUUCCGCGUCUUGACCGCUCGAGCGUCGACACUUAUUAGUGGAUCACGCUGCCAUAUGACGCCGCUUGAAAAGGCUAUAAGUUAUAUAAAAUCGCCGAAAUCCGCCUAA